Dufourea novaeangliae is the source of this 2109-nucleotide messenger RNA. Its product is annotated as bifunctional purine biosynthesis protein PURH. The transcript is spliced from 7 exons. Gene Ontology annotation, molecular function: phosphoribosylaminoimidazolecarboxamide formyltransferase activity; IMP cyclohydrolase activity. Gene Ontology annotation, cellular component: cytosol. The record is from RefSeq and is a predicted model, not a curated record. Gene Ontology annotation, biological process: 'de novo' IMP biosynthetic process. Lineage: Eukaryota; Metazoa; Arthropoda; Insecta; Hymenoptera; Halictidae. The coding region runs from base 110 to 1891 and encodes 593 amino acids.
GUGGCCUGGAGCCGGGAACGUAUCAGUCGGAAUCAGUCGGUUCAUUUCUAACAUUACAAAAAGUCGCUUGGAUUUUUAGGACGCUAAUAGUUUUUGAAAAAACUAUACAAUGUCUGCAGGAAAUUUAGCCAUUUUGAGCGUGUCUGACAAAACAAACCUUCUACCAUUUGCUAAAAAAUUGCAUGAGUUAGGUUUGACCUUAGUUGCAUCAGGUGGGACUGCGAAAUCUUUGAGAGAGGCUGGUCUCCCUGUAAAAGAUGUUUCUGCUAUUACUGGAGCACCUGAGAUGCUCUCUGGUAGAGUCAAAACUCUUCAUCCUGCUGUACAUGCUGGUAUAUUAGCCAGGCUCACAGAAUCGGAUCAAGAAGAUCUUCGCAAACAAAAUUAUGAGCUUGUCCGGCUUGUAGUUUGCAAUUUAUAUCCAUUUGUAAAUACAGUUUCAAAACCUGAUGUUACAAUUGAAGAUGCAGUAGAAAACGUUGAUAUUGGUGGAGUAACUUUGUUAAGAGCUGCAGCUAAGAAUCAUAAAAGAGUAACUGUUGUUUGUGAUCCUAGCGAUUAUGAAAAAGUAGGAAAAGAAAUGGAAACAUUAGCUGGCAAAGACACUUCCCUGGAAACUAGACAGAUAUUAGCGCUUAAAGCAUUUACUCAUACAGCAGAGUAUGAUAAUGCUAUCUCAGACUACUUCCGUAAACAGUACAGCGUUGGUGUGUCUCAGCUGACAUUACGAUAUGGAAUGAACCCACACCAAAAACCAGCUCAAAUUUAUACUACUAUGGAAAAAUUACCAUUGACUGUAGUAAAUGGUUCUCCAGGUUUCAUUAAUCUUUGUGACGCAUUAAACGGUUAUCAGCUGGUGAAGGAAUUGAAAGAAGCUCUGAAUUUACCAGCUGCUACCUCCUUUAAACAUGUUAGUCCAGCUGGUGCAGCAGUUGGCGUACCAUUAGAUACUGUACAAGCAAAAUUAUGUCAAGUAGAUGAUUUGUUAGGUCAACUGACACCAUUAGCAACCGCUUAUGCUCGUGCUAGAGGAGCAGACAGAAUGUCUAGUUUUGGAGAUUUUGUAGCUUUAUCCGAUCCCUGUGAUGAAGUUACAGCUAAGAUCAUAUUUAGAGAGGUUUCGGAUGGAAUUAUUGCACCAGGUUAUUCUGAGAAUGCACUGCAAAUUCUAAAGAAGAAGAAAAAUGGUGCUUAUUGCAUUCUUCAGAUCGAUUCUGCCUAUGUGCCGUCUCCAAUAGAGCGAAAAGUUUUGUUCGGUUUAACCAUGGAACAAAAGCGCAAUGACGCUAUUAUUAACAGGGAUACAUUCGCGAAUAUAGUAACCAAAAAUUUGACAACUGUUCCUGAUUCUGCUAUGAGAGACUUAAUCGUGGCUACUAUUGCUGUAAAAUAUACGCAAAGUAAUUCGGUAUGUUAUGCUAAGGAUGGGCAAGUUAUUGGAAUUGGUGCAGGACAACAGUCUAGGAUUCAUUGUACAAGGCUUGCUGGUGACAAAGCUGACAAUUGGUGGCUUCGUCAGCAUCCUAAAGUUACUAGUAUGAAGUUUAAGAAGGGCGUAAAACGUGCAGAGAUUUCAAAUGCUAUUGAUAAUUAUGUAAAUGGAUCUAUAGGAAAAGACAUGGAUGAAUCAGCUUGGGCAGCUAUGUACGAAGAAGUACCAGAAAAACUUUCUGAGAAUGAUAGAUUCGAAUGGAUCAAAAAAGCAAAUAACGUUGCUUUGAGUAGUGAUGCUUUCUUCCCAUUUAGGGACAAUGUGGAUAGAGCCAGACUGAGUGGUGUAAAAUAUAUUGCAAGUCCUUCUGGUUCUACAAAUGAUGAGGCAGUAAUAAAAGCCUGUGAUGAACAUAAAGUUAUGUUAGUUCACACUAAUCUGAGAUUGUUCCACCACUGAGUGAACCAAUCAUGUAAUUAAAUCAACACUAUUUGUUAGAUGAUUGCUUCACAAUGUUGAACUUAUGCGAUGUUUGCUCAAAUUAUUGUGCCAUUCAUUGCAUUGCGAAAACAGUUUUAUCGGUAAUGGCCGACAAACAACUUAAUUAGAUAACAAUUUUGUUAAAGCAAUUCAUCUAAAUACUGCAUAAAUACCUAAAUGCUCUAAAAAUAGUUGCU